AUGAGUUCGAAAGGCCAACCACUGAGCAAUUCAACCUCAACGACUUUUGACAGCGAGUUUGCGCUGACACUAGAACCGAAAGUAGAGAAGUUGACGUUCGGCAGUAAUUACGCCAUUCAGGGUAUACCACUGACAGAGACCAUUGGCUUCUACAAUAAGACCGACGCCACAUACAAGUUGUCCAUUCAGACUUCUGAGUCGCCGAAGUAUACAUUGACUGUCGACAAUGACAAGCACACCAUUAAGAAAGGUGAACGUGUCAGUAUAGUGAUAUCAUUGAAGUUCCAUCAAUAUGCGACCAUGGGGUUGACUGGGCAGGUCCAAUUUUGUUUAAAGAAGAAAGCAUUGAUGGGUGGUGAUGCUGUAGUUCGAGCGUUGCGAUUCCAAUUGGAAGGUGUAGUUCCGGCGUAUAAUGAGAAAGAAAUAGUGAAAGCGUCUGACGAAGAGCAGUUCCGUGUUGGGAUGAUUGAUGGCGUCCUUUCCAUGGUGAAGAACGAGAAUGUUGUUGCAUUCAAAUAUAACGUGGAGGACAAAUUUGAAAUGGAAGAUUAUUACUCGAUCCAAAAUCUCUAUAGAGACAUCCACCACCCCGACAUUUUAGGUAUGGUAGGUAUAGUCUUAACGUCAUCCACUAUCUUACUUGACGGAGAUACUGUCAAAGAUUUGCAGACUAUGAUGCAGACCGAGAAGUAUGGGACUGUAUUCUUACUGAAGUGUUGUUCUGACUGCGCCAAUGCACUCUUAUACUUAAGCUCACACGAUAUCAUUCAUCGAAAUGUGAAGCCAAGCAAAUUACGAGUUGUCCAUCACGACAUCACAAACGAAGGGAAAUGCACUGUGAAGCUUCACGACUUGACAACUACUUACCGAUUGAAGAAGGGCGAGUUAAUCAAGAAAAGUCCAGGAACGUAUCAGUACAUGGCGCCCGAGGUAAUGGAGAUGAAAGAACAUGGAUUGCCUAUUGAUGUGUAUUCAUUUGCGAUGACGAUGUACCACAUAUUCACCAAUGAGGUCCCAUACAAAGACUUGUCGAAUGCGCAAAUCCAACAAAAGGUGUGUGCGGGCGAGAGGUUGAGUUUAACUGAUAGUCCAUUUCCAAGAGGGAUUGUCGACUUGAUAGCGGAGUGUUGGCAACAUGACCAAAGCAAGCGCCCGAAGUUUAAUGUUAUAGUUGCGAAACUUAAUGAUAUUAUCAAAGACUACUCACAAUAA
This is a messenger RNA of Entamoeba invadens IP1, 1212 nucleotides long. RefSeq names its product tyrosine protein kinase ITK/TSK, putative. Gene Ontology annotation, biological process: protein phosphorylation. The record is from RefSeq and is a predicted model, not a curated record. The coding region runs from base 1 to 1212 and encodes 403 amino acids. NCBI's taxonomy places the organism in Eukaryota, Evosea, Mastigamoebida, Endamoebidae. Gene Ontology annotation, molecular function: ATP binding; protein kinase activity. The transcript has 2 exons.